Messenger RNA from Durusdinium trenchii, 1457 nucleotides. NCBI's taxonomy places the organism in Eukaryota, Dinophyceae, Suessiales, Symbiodiniaceae. The record is from the annotation of a GenBank genome assembly.
AAGGUUAAAUGCAGACUAGAUAGAGAUUGGCACUUGCAACGGAAGCCAAUUAGCAAUGGCCGUGGAAGAGCUUGAGGAAAGGGAACAGCAGGAUGAAGAAGUACCAGAGCUGCUGGAGCUGAUUGAUGAGGUUGAGACAACAAGUGACUUAUCCGAGACGAUUCAAAAGAUUGGACGUCGUUUGCGGGCCACUCCGGAUGAUCGAGAUUUGUUGAGCGACUUCGAGGGCAUCAAUCAGAUCUGCGAGAGCUUGAGUAAAGCUCACUGGCGGGGUGAAGCCAUGCUCUCAUUUUGCCGCAUCAUGCCCGAGGUUUGUCGUACAAGUUUGGUCAAUCGAGGCUCUUUAAGGGAUGCUGGCUUUUUGAUUGCAACAGUGAAGAUGCUGCAAGAUGCACAGGAAACAAAGGAUGAAGCGAGGCUGCUUGCUGGUUGCAUAUCCAUUGCAGCAAUGUGCACUGCCAAUGAUGCCAACAAACAAGUCGCAGCACACCUCAUCCAGGAAAAGUCUGUUGAGGACUCUGACGAGACACCCUUGCGUGGGGCGAUCUUCAUUUUGAUGGAUGUUUUGGAAAGCUUCCCUCAGAGUGUUCACUUGCAAGCCGAGGCUAUGGCAGCUCUCCGAUCAUUGGUGGUAGACGAUGACAAUCGAAAAUCUGAAUGUAUGCCCUCAGCCCUGGAGAAUCGUGAAGUGCUACUCACCGAAGAGAUGUACCAAAGAGUGCGAACGGUUCUUCAGGAGACAUCUCAGAUUCCUGGGCAGUCCGUGAAGCUUACAGAGCAAACUUUGCUUCUCCUGCGGGAAAUUGCUAGGGGCCAGGAACGCAUUCAGGAGUUGGCCAAGCCCAGUAGCAAGCUUUUGCCAUAUGUCCGAAACUCACUGGCAUCAACUGAAGCAAGACUGGUUCGUGCUGCCCUAUCCGUUUUGCGGGCCUUUGCUUUUUGUGAAGAUGUCCGAGAUGAGCUCUCAUUGUCUUGCGAAACCAAAGGAUAUGUCGAAGCUGUGCGCACGCAGUUGGCAGCCCCCGUGGUUUGUGAACAGGGCUUUGGUUUGCUCGCAAAUUUGACUUUGCGUAAUCCUGCUAUGGCGUCUUUUCUGAACGACGCUGACCAUCAAAUCAUAUCAUUGGGUCAGCUUGUCCUUCAGAAGCAUACAGACAGGCCUGAUGUGGCCAAGUCUGUGAUUCAGCUGUUCUGGAGCGUUUCUCGGCAAAACCCAAAGGCGCUUGCUGAGGUUCGUGAGUCUGAGAUGUUUCUGGCACUACGAAAACUUGUGGCAGAUCAUCAAGAGGAUCAGCGGUGGCAUAGCGCUGUUGAGGUGACUCGUCAGUUCCUCCGAGAAUUCAGAGAGGAUGAUGGAGUGCAGAAGAAGCCAGUUUACAACGAAUUCUACUGAUAUGAAUUCGGCCAAAAGAGCCAGCUCAAAACAAACCGUUCUGUACGGCCCCAUUUGCAUGAGA